This is a messenger RNA of Cyprinodon variegatus (sheepshead minnow), 1758 nucleotides long. RefSeq names its product heat shock 70 kDa protein 12A-like. Lineage: Eukaryota; Metazoa; Chordata; Actinopteri; Cyprinodontiformes; Cyprinodontidae. The record is from RefSeq and is a predicted model, not a curated record. The coding region runs from base 1 to 1758 and encodes 585 amino acids. The transcript is spliced from 4 exons. Gene Ontology annotation, molecular function: ATP binding; ATP-dependent protein folding chaperone.
AUGGGUGACGGCUACAUCAUUGCCAUAGACUUUGGCACUGCAUACAGUGGCUAUGCUUAUAGCGUGACCCCCAAAGAAAAAGAAAUCGAGCCCAUUCUGAAAAAAUGGGGUCAAGAAGAAGGACUGGACACUCCGAAAACUCCAACCAGCAUCCUGUUUGAUGAACAUGGUGAAUUUAUGAAGUUUGGUUAUGAAGCCAAAGCAGCAUAUAUCAAUGUGCAUGGAGAAGAAGCAAAGAAGCAGUACUUCUUUGAAAACUUCAAGAUGGCCCUCUAUGGAAGAGAACUGACCAGGGAUGUGACCAUUAAAGCAGCCAACGGAAAGGAAAUGACAGCACUGAAGGUUUUCACAGAAUCCCUGAGAUUCCUGAAGGAAGACGCUCUGAGUACCAUCGGCAGUAACACAGGGGUUAAGUUCCUGGCCUCUGAUUUCACCUGGGUGCUCACUGUUCCUGCCAUCUGGGAUCCUUCAGCCAAGCAAUUCAUGAGAGAAGCUGCAACUGAGGCAGGUAUUGUGACAGAAGGAAGAGAGCACAAACUGGUGAUUGCUCUGGAACCAGAAGCAGCCUCAGUUUGGUGUAAGAAGCUUCCCUUUGAUGGUUUUAUCACACAGAACCACAACAGAAGCUCACUGGAUCAGACUCCAGGGACCCAGUACAUUGUUGUUGACUGUGGAGGAGGAACCAUCGACAUCACUGUUCAUGAAGUUCUAGGAGGAGGAGCUCUGAAGGAGCUACACAAGGCUUCUGGAAAUGAUCUGGGAGGACAAAAUGUGGACAGAAAGUUCAAAGAGUUUCUCAGAGAAAUAUUCAGUGAUGGAGUCUGGGAUGAAUAUGAAGAAAAUUAUCCCAGUGAGGUUCAGAAAAUGAUGUAUGAUUUUACCCGUCUAAAACAGGUAGAUGAAGACGUUCAGAUCACCUGCCAGUUUAAUCUGGGAACACUGGCUCAGAAAAAGAAAGCUGUAGAAGAGUUCUUUGAGGGUGUGGAAGGAGUGUCCUGGGAUGAUGGAUCUAUCAGAAUCUCCAGAGACAAACUGAGGUCUUUGUUUGAGGAGAGUCUGCAGGGUAUCGCAGAGAGUCUCAGAGAAAUCCUGAAGCAAGAUUUUAGCAUUGAGUUCAUUCUGUUGGUGGGGGGCUACGCUCAGAGCCAAAUCCUACGUCAGCACAUCACUGAUCAGUUUGGUGACCAGUGCAAAGUUCUGUGUCCUCUCAGGGCUCAAGAGGCCAUUGUGAAUGGGGCGGUGCAGUUUGGAAAAAAUCCAGAGGUGUUAGCUUCUAGGAAAAGUGCCUUCACAUACGGCAUAUCUGUGUGUUGCACCUUUAAUGCGAAAAAACACAAAGCAGAGAAGAAAUUCACAGAAGAGGGGUCUGACUAUUGUCAGGAUAUUUUCAGUGUACUGGUGACUGAAGGAGAAGAUGUGAAUUGGAAUGAAACCAGAGAGUGCUUCUUUAGUCCAAUACGAUCAGACCAGGAAAGAAUGAGCAUGAGAUUUUAUCAAACAGAAAGAAGAGAUGUAAUGUAUACAGAUGACUGGGGAGUGGAGGAAGCUGGUUCAUUCAUUGUUGACAUGCCUGAUACCACUGGUGGCAAGAAUCGUACAGUCAGGCUGGAUAUCAGCUUUGGAGCCUCUGAGAUAACAGCCACAGCGACAGAUAUAAAUUCUGAGGCUAAAGGGUCCAUUAAGAUGGAGUUUAUGACCAAAGAAAUUAGCAGAAUUGGUAAAGUUUCACGUGCCCCAGCUGUUGUUGCAAUGGAAUAA